Molecule: messenger RNA, 1303 nt
Organism: Myripristis murdjan (pinecone soldierfish)
Lineage: Eukaryota; Metazoa; Chordata; Actinopteri; Holocentriformes; Holocentridae
Gene: imp4
Product: IMP U3 small nucleolar ribonucleoprotein 4
Exons: 9
Coding region: 328-993 (221 amino acids)
Biological process (GO): rRNA processing
Cellular component (GO): small-subunit processome; Mpp10 complex; nucleolus
Molecular function (GO): snoRNA binding; rRNA primary transcript binding
Source: RefSeq, a predicted model, not a curated record
CGCGGGCCAGUAUCAAGCGUUGUCAUUGGCUUCUCUGUUAGCCAAUGGAGUGAAGGUUUAUAUGUGUCUUUUCUGGUCUCCAUGUGGAGAACUUGCUAUAGCUGCUAACGGAACAUCAUGCUUCGUCGAGAGGUGAGACUGCGGGCGGGAGUACCUAUACAGGAAGGCACUGGAGGACAGGCUGCGAACAAUUGAAGAGAAGAAACAAAGUUGAAGGCUGCUCUUGAUGAAAAUCGUCUGAUUCCAACCGAGGUGCGCAGAGAGGCCGUGCAGUUACAGAAACUACUGGAGUAUGAUGAUGAAGGAGCAGAGGGUGUCAGCUCUCACAUGGAUGAUGAGUAUAAAUGGGCUGGAGUGGAAGAUCCUAAAGUCAUGGUCACCACAUCCAGGGACCCCAGCUCCCGACUCAAAAUGUUUGCCAAGGAGAUCAAGCUGAUGUUCCCUGGAGCUCAGCGCAUGAACAGGGGGAACCACGAGAUCGUCACACUGGUCCAAGCCUGUAGAGCCAAUAAUGUCACAGACCUCGUCAUCGUGCACGAGACCAGAGGACAGCCAGAUGGACUGGUCGUGUGCCACUUGCCAUUUGGACCCACAGCUUAUUUCACACUUUACAAUGUGGUAAUGAGACAUGAUGUUCCAGAUAUAGGCACCAUGUCUGAGGCCUACCCCCACCUCAUAUUUCACAACUUCACAUCCCGGCUUGGCCAGAGGGUGUCUAACAUCCUCAAGUAUCUGUUUCCAACGCCCAAAGAAGACAGCAGGCGGGUCAUCACAUUUGCCAACCAAGAAGAUUUCAUAUCCUUUAGACAUCACACCUAUAAGAAAGCAGACCACAAGGACAUUGAGCUGACAGAAGUAGGACCCAGGUUUGAAAUGAAAUUGUACAUGAUCAAACUUGGCACUUUGGAGAAUGAGAGCACAGCUGAUGUUGAGUGGUGCCAUCAUGCAUACACACACACUGCAAAGAAAAGGAGAGCCCUUAGCAUUGAAUAACAACCACUGAUGCACAAACAACCCAUUUAUCAAAGGAUCUGACUCAUGUUCAAAUGGUCAUGUCAUUUGAUUCGAGCAAUUAUGACAUUCCUGUUUGGACAAUGUUUUACAAAGUUGCUGUCAUGAAUGGCAAGUGAUGCCAUGGAUCCCCAUUCUUUAACUUCUUUAACAUUCUUUAACAAAUGUUCAGGUCAAGGUCUUCCUGUACACACCCAGUGUAGGAUGGAUCAAUUCUACAAUAUGCUCCUGUAUUAUACAUAUUGCAGUUCAGAUGGUAUGGCAUUUUCUAAUAAAGUCUUUAUGAUUUUGU